AUGGGCCAGCUCCCAGUUGCUCGUCUCACACCUGGUCGAGCGUUCCUCAACACUGGAGUUGACUACGCCGGACCAGUGUCUCUCCGCUCGUGGAAGGGGCGUGGUCAUAAGUCGUACAAGGGAUGGCUCGCGAUCUUCGUCUGCAUGACCACGUCCGCAGUCCAUAUUGAGGUCGUCUCAGAUUACGCAGCCGAUGGAUUCAUCGCUGCGUAUGGUCGUUUUGUUGCCCGGCGUGGACUCUGCAAGAACUUGUUCUCAGACUGCGGAACGAACUUCUUCGGAGCCGACAAGGAAUUGAAGAAACUCUUCUCAAUGGCGUCUAAGGAAUCGAACAAACUAGCCCAACUCUUGCUCAGCGAUGGAACCAGAUGGUCUUUUAACCCUCCAGGUGCACCGCACUUUGGAGGCAAAUGGGAAGCCGCGGUAAAGUCGGUGAAGUUCCAUCUCAAACGAACGAUCGGCGAUGCUCUAUUGACCUACGAGGAACUCACUCGCUCAACUCGCGACCACUGGAACUGCUAUCAGAGGAUCCUGAUGACGUCAGCGCGCUCACACCAGGUCAUUUCCUGA
This is a messenger RNA of Diachasma alloeum, 570 nucleotides long. RefSeq lists its product as uncharacterized. Gene Ontology annotation, molecular function: nucleic acid binding. Lineage: Eukaryota; Metazoa; Arthropoda; Insecta; Hymenoptera; Braconidae. Gene Ontology annotation, biological process: DNA integration. The record is from RefSeq and is a predicted model, not a curated record. The coding region runs from base 1 to 570 and encodes 189 amino acids. The transcript has a single exon.